Molecule: messenger RNA, 1760 nt
Organism: Camelina sativa (false flax)
Lineage: Eukaryota; Viridiplantae; Streptophyta; Magnoliopsida; Brassicales; Brassicaceae
Product: protein disulfide isomerase-like 1-6
Biological process (GO): protein folding; response to endoplasmic reticulum stress
Cellular component (GO): endoplasmic reticulum
Molecular function (GO): protein disulfide isomerase activity
Source: RefSeq, a predicted model, not a curated record
CCUAAUUAAGCUUCCGCCGUGAAUCAUGGUGAGAUUUACACUUCAGAAACACUCUCUUCGUAUCAGAACGAUCACUUCUUCGUCGACUUUUCAAAAUCCGACGAGUACCCAGUAACAAUCAUGUCGGUAAAACCAAACCCCAAUUCGAAAUUUUCAAUCUUGUUCACUUUCGUCGUACUUCUCAGUUUCUUAAUCGUCGUGGUCCGUUCUUCUGAUGUCGGCGUCGAAGGUAACGAAGCCGGAUCCGAGGGAGAUUUAGACGAUUUGGAGCAGCUUUUAGCGGUGGAUGAACAAUUGCAGAAAGAGAGACCGGAGCAACAAUCUGAAGCGGAGACGGUGAGUAAGGCCCAGAGGAUCGUUGUGGAACUCAACGGAGACAAUACGAAGAGGUUGAUCGAUGGGAACGAGUAUGUAAUAGUUUUAGGUUAUGCUCCGUGGUGUGCUAGGAGUGCGGAGUUAAUGCCGCGAUUUGCGGAAGCGGCGACGGGUUUGAAAGAGUUUGGUAGUUCUGUUUUGAUGGCUAAGAUCGACGGUGAGAGGUAUUCGAAAGUGGCGUCGCAGCUUGAGAUUAAAGGUUUCCCAACUCUUCUUCUGUUUGUUAGUGGCACAUCUCAGCCUUACACUGGUGGAUUUACCUCAGAGGAGAUAAUGAUUUGGGUGCAGAAGAAGACUGGUGUGCCUACUAUUAAACUUGAUUCAGUUGAUAAAGCUUCAGGAUUUAUGAAGAAGCAUCUUACUUUCAUUCUCGGACUAUUCGAAAACUCUGAGGCUUCUUCUGGAUAUGAUGAAUUUGUAAAAGCUGCGUCAUUAGACAAUGAAAUUCAGUUUGUAGAAACAAGAAGUAGUCAUGUCGCCAAGCUUCUCUUCCCAGACCUUAAAACCAACAAUGUGUUUGUAGGAUUGGUUAAAACUGAGGCUGAGAGGUACACUGCAUACGAUGGACCUUGCCAAGCCGAGAAGAUAUUGGAAUUUCUGAACAGUAAUAAAUUCCCGUUGGUUACAAAACUGACUGAAUCCAACACCGUUCGUGUUUACUCCAGUCCAGUCAAGCUUCAGGUUAUGGUCUUUUCGACGAUUGAUGACUUUGAAACUCUUGCUCAGUCUCUAGAAGAUACUGCAAGAAGGUUCAAAUCAAAGCUUAUGUUGAUAUAUAUUGACAUAUCAAAUGAAAAUCUCGCAAUGCCAUUCUUGACCUUAUUUGGGAUAGAAGAUGCAAAGAAAACUAUUGUUGCUGCAUUCGACAACAACCUGAAAUCCAAGUUUUUGCUCGAGUCAGAUCCAUCCCCUAGCAAUAUAGAAGAAUUUUGUUCAGGACUUGCGCAUGGAACUGUUUCACCUUACUAUAAGUCAGAGCCAAUUCCAGAGAAUCAAAAUUCAAGUGUAGUGGCUGUGGUCGGCAGGACUUUUGAUGAACUGGUCUUGAAGAGCCAAGAGAAUGUUAUUCUAGAGGUACACACACCAUGGUGUGUUAACUGUGAGGCUGUGAGUAAACAAGUUGAGAAGUUGUCGACGAAAUCCAGCGCGAAGGAAAUGGCUGUUUUUAUCAACGGAGAGUUGAAACCAAAUGAUCAUUCUACUAAAGAUGAGUUAUAGAGCAUCUUGGACUCUGAUCUAGGGAUCAAUAUAAUAGUUUGUUGAAACAAGAACUGUAAUGGAGCUUUUGAGGAAAGUACACAGUAUGACAUAGAAUGAAAGAUAGAUAUUACACAAUGUUACUGUAGUUAUAGCGAAGUUGAGAAAAUUUGAUCUUUUUCCUCGCA